Dendroctonus ponderosae (mountain pine beetle) is the source of this 5940-nucleotide messenger RNA. Its product is annotated as peripheral plasma membrane protein CASK-like. Gene Ontology annotation, biological process: regulation of neurotransmitter secretion. Gene Ontology annotation, cellular component: plasma membrane; cell-cell junction. The coding region runs from base 87 to 1892 and encodes 601 amino acids. The transcript has 12 exons. NCBI's taxonomy places the organism in Eukaryota, Metazoa, Arthropoda, Insecta, Coleoptera, Curculionidae. Gene Ontology annotation, molecular function: signaling receptor binding. The record is from RefSeq and is a predicted model, not a curated record.
AGUAGAUGAACGAUUGUGAACAAUGACACGAAGGUAUUCAGGAUAGUGCGUACCUCAAGAAUCUGCUGCCGAAAAGGUCAUAUUAAAUGAGUGGCAGAUGUCCUUCUACAGGCACACCAUGUCACUGCAACGUCCAAGUAUGCCGUGGGUGUGCUCAGUGUUCGCGUUGCUUAGAAUGUUCAGUGCAAUUGGUAGAUAGCAGACGAAUUGCCGAAUGUACCCAGUGUUCUCGUCAGUUUGUGCGGCCUAUUUCCCCAGGGCCCAGCACGUCACGUUCUUGUCCGCCCAUCUCACCGACAUCUUCUGGUCGGUACGUCCCGAUAUCACCGGGAAGUUCACGGUUACCACCUUUAAGCCCAGCAGCGUCUUUGCCCAGAUGGAACUCGGCAAAAGACCUCUGGAUCGGCGAAGAAACUAAACGAAACAUGCCUCCACAUGUUUACAAGUAUUACUAUCAGCGAACAAUGUGCUAUCGCAGGCAAAGUUUAUCUAAGGCUCUUCUGCAAGCCCACGACGUAGUCGCCCAUGAAGUUUAUGGAGAAGAUGCCAUCCGCGUCACGCCACCUCCCCUUUUACCCUAUCUUAAUGGCGGAGACGAAUUGGACGGACCCAAUGGAGAAGUGGAAAUGGAAAAUGUCACCAGGGUACGCUUGGUGCAGUUCCAGAAAAACACUGAUGAACCAAUGGGAAUUACUUUGAAAAUGAACGAAGAUGGUAAAUGCAUUGUUGCUAGAAUUAUGCAUGGAGGGAUGAUCCAUCGACAGGCUACUCUUCACGUCGGAGAUGAAAUAAGGGAAAUUAAUGGGACACCAGUUGCAAACCAGUCCGUUGGAGCGUUGCAAAAAAUACUCAGGGAAGCACGAGGUUCUGUCACCUUCAAAAUAGUUCCCUCUUACCGAAGUGCCCCUCCGCCUUGCGAGUUGUUCAGGAUUAAACCUCUGCCCGUACUUAUAUUUGUCAGGGCGCAGUUCGACUAUGAGCCUCUAGAGGACGACCUCAUUCCAUGCGCACAAGCUGGUAUAGCCUUUAGAACUGGUGAUAUUCUACAAAUUAUAAGUAAGGAUGACCACCAUUGGUGGCAAGCUCGAAAAGAUCAAGCUGGAUCAGCCGGUCUGAUCCCUUCCCCUGAGCUGCAGGAAUGGAGGGCGGCCUGCUCAUCGAUGGAGAAAUCUAAGCAGGAACAAGUCAAUUGCUCAAUAUUUGGCAGAAAAAAGAAGCAGUAUAAGGAUAAAUACUUGGCUAAGUAUAAUGCAGUUUUUGACCAAUUAAAUUUAGUUACGUACGAAGAAGUUGUUAAACUACCCAUGACUGAUCCAGCGUUUCAAAGGAAGACUUUGGUGUUACUUGGUGCCCAUGGAGUCGGACGAAGGCAUAUAAAAAAUCUCAUGAUAGCUAAACAUAAGGAUCAAUACGCUUAUCCGAUACCACAUACAACGAGGCAGCCAAGAGCCGAAGAAGAAAACGGUCGCGGUUAUUUUUUCAUAACCCAUGAUGAAAUGAUGACCGAUAUUGCUGCGAAUGAAUAUCUAGAAUAUGGAACCCAUGAAGAUGCCAUGUAUGGAACUAAGUUGGAUACGAUUAGAAAAAUACAUCAAGAAGGAAAAAUGGCAAUACUCGACGUGGAACCACAAGCGCUAAAAGUUCUUCGGACAGCCGAGUUUGCACCUUUCGUUGUGUUCAUUGCUGCUCCACAAUUGCAAAACGUGGCAGAUUUUGACGGUAGCUUGGAGAGACUCUCCAAGGCUUCAGAAAUGAUGAAGCAAGCUUACGGCCAUUACUUCGACCUGAUUAUCGUGAACAACGACAUCGAGGAGACCAUCGUUGCCUUGGAGGCCGCCAUUGAGCAGGUUCAGACCACUCCUCAAUGGAUCCCGGUCUCUUGGGUCUACUGACAACACGAGAACCUGGACUAUUACGGGUCUCUGCAGUAUUUUUAACAGUGAAUAUGACGGCGACCUUGUGUAAGGUUCGCUCUUGACUAUGACGACGACUCAGAUAAGCGUACGUAUUCAAUAAUCCACCAACAUCAGUAAUUAGAGCCACCGAAUCAUAUUUCAAUUCUGUAUUUACUCACUAAAUUAAAUUAACCCAAUUUUAAUCAUUCAGCUCUUUAGGCUCUUUUAUAGAUGUUCUGCGCGGCUUUUGAUCGUUAAUUAGUGUGUUUGCAUCAAUUUUUAUUGAUUAUUAUUAAAACUCUACUGGCAUGCAUCAUACGAUGCCAUAUGCAAUUAUACAAAAGUUUGGUGCACUAAUUGAAUUUUUAAUUCGCAUGUUACAUCCACAAUGUGAUUAUAAAAUCCUUUAAGGGCGCCUUAGAUCUCUUAAUACUUUUAAUUAAUAAAAAGCGAUCCAUUUCGCUUGAUCAGCUCAUAGCCAGUAGAUUAUGGAAAUUGAAUACAGACGUGUACUAUCCGAUUUACAGGAUCACAAAUUUUCAGCCAAUAUGUACCUAGUAAUCAGCAGAAUUACUCAAAAGUUUCCAAUGAGUAUUAAGUAAUUUGAGCGAACACUCAAAAAAGACUUUCAAAUUCAUGUUGCAAUUCAGGGGCUUUUGGAGAUCCGAUUGUUUCCAUUUCCUUUCGUCUGAAAUGCUAGGUUUUUUAAUUAUGGUUGAUUCUCGUUUCAAAAUGUGUAUCCUGUAAAUCAAUGCGUAAACUCAAGCAUCUGGGAAUUAAUGCUUUAAUAUUGACUAACUCGAAAAUGGACUUCCAAAGAUCAAUUAAUACAUUAGAUCUAGAUAGAUUUAUGAUAAUUUGGAUAUGUACUCUCGGGGUGCAACACGACAUGCGCAAGUAAAAAAAUAUUUAUUAAUUUAUUGCAUCUUCUUGCCCUUUGAACGCAAUACCAAAAGUAUUACGUAAUACCAAAAAUACCAAAGUAUAGUCAGCUUUAGAGAAUCUUAUGACUGAGCUGCUAUUUCCAAAAAUUACAGACUUUUUUGACUCAUAAGAGAAAAUAUCCCUGCAAACAUUCAACAGUACAUACUGCUUCGGAGUUUAAUACCAAUAUCAAUCGUGUUCGGGGGUUAAACUUUCAUUUUCCAAAUUUAUUAUUUUUCUUUCCAUUCCAACAUUUCAGAUGGUAGUCAGUCAAAACUCACGCAGAAGUUUUUUGCAAUAUUAAUCUUCCGUUGCAGCAUUUGUUUAAAUCAAUUUUUAACUUGCUAUAGCAAUAAUAUCAAAACGGUAUUCUAGAUACCAUCUGAAGAGUUGUGGAUACUGCUGAUAAUCGCUUUAUUAGGGCUUUUAUACUAUAUUAAAUGAAAACAAUACAAUAAUUCGUCUGUUCAUCUUGUCUGCAGUGAAAAAUCAACUAAGAAGGAUCGCGUCUUUUUACCCCGGCAGACUCCUUUCGUUAUGUGUAAAAAAUAAUUAUUCGUUCAAUUUCAGCAGAUUGAUAUAUGUAAAUAUUUUGCUUUGCUUACUUUAUUGAUACAAUAUGUUAUAUCAUUCAUAUAGAUUCAUGGAAUAAUUGCAAAAGAACAUCGAUUCUUAGGGGAAAGAAUUUCAAAGUAAAUAACUGAAGAAUCAUAGGAAUAACCAUACAAAUCGAUUGUAGAAAUUCAAGCUCAAUCAAUUAUUGAAAAAGCAAACGCGUCUCUUCUUCGAAAUUGACUACUGUAUUGUGCAAAUGAUUCUCAGAAACUAAAAGCAUGUUAAAUAAAUAUUUUAUACCCGCUCGAUUCAUCCUGAUGGGGUAAGAUACAGCGAACAAAGAGAAGAAGAAAAUUGGUCUUCUCAAAUUCGUAUUGAAAAAUAUAGUUGUUGAUCAGUACCGAAACUGUAGGACAAAAAAUUAUACAUAUUAAUCGUACCUCUCAAUUAAUUUUUUAUUUGUUUGAUAGCUAAUAUUAUAUUGUUCGGAUAUGCUACGUUAUAUUAUGAUCGACUAGUUUAAUAAAGAAAUAAAGUAAAAUAUACAAAAGUCGCAGGGCUUAACAGAGCUCAAUUCAAGAAGUGAAAAUUAUUUAUAGCAAUACACAUAAGUAUUAUUAUAUAAUUCGAUAACAUAUUUUUUCAACCAUUUAACCAAGUAAUGAGGUAUAUUUUACACCUAAUUUUAAAAUCAUUAUAUUCUCAUUAAUAUAGCGAAUAUUAAUAAGAUGUGUUCACUGUGAAGUUUGUUUAUAAAGUUCUUGGCAGGAAGCUAUUAAAUUUUGAUGGUAAGUAAAUCGAAUGAAGUUCACAAGCAAGUAUUUUUCUACGAGUUUAUUUUCUAAACAAGCUGCACAUAAUUAAAUAUACCUAUUUAUGUGAUAUUGUCAAUGUUCUAACUUUAUUUCAUUGUUUUUGUAAAGUAAGUAAAAUAAUGAAAUAUAAAACGAAUUAAAACCUUAGGAACCGCAAAAAUUAUCUUGCUAACUUACUAGGGCUCAUAGGUAGGAACAUAGAACACGUAGUAGGCAACAUAAAACUGUUAAACUAUUUUUACUGUAUUUUUACUGUUUGAUGAACUAGUUUAAAUUAAAUUGGCGUUACUUUUUAAACAAAAAUUAACAGAAUUAUUACAAAAAAGUUAUAAUUGUGACGUAAUAAAUUAAACUUGUUAACAAAGAAAACCCAUCAAUUAUCCAUUAUGUUGCGUUUCAUUAUGCUGAAAAUACAGUAACAAUAAGAAAAUUUUAUAUUUUAAUAAAAUGUUAAAUUACAAACUCUAAGAAUCCCUGGAUAGUCAUAAUACAUUUUUGCAGUACUCUACCCCGUUACCGCGCUUUUGUAACUUACAUGCCAUACUUUGUAACAUUCAAAUUAUUUAAUGUUUGAUGUAAUAUUUAUUUGAAUUAUUAGAAUAUUUAUUUAUUAUCUUCAUAGGGAAUAGUUAUAAAUAUUAAGUUUAAGUUAACAGUCUAUUGUGUUUUAGAGGUGCAAACAUAUUGAUUUGUCAUUCGCGUUUAAGAGGGUGUUCCAAAGAAAUGUUAAACAUCUGGUUAUUAUUGAAUAUUUCUUAAAGCUAAUUAUUGGCCUAUAAAUAGCUAUUAAUGUGAUUUUUUGGUAUUUAAUUGUUUCAAAUUAUGAGAAAACUUCCGUUUUUAAGUCACACUAACAGUAUUAUAAUAGCAUCGAAAUUAUUAAAGUUUUGCAUUGAAUCCAACAAUUCGAUUUGAUUGGACGAAUAAUAAUAAACGGGACACCCGGCGUGUAUUUUCAUAAAGUUAGUAUUCACUUUAAGAUAAUGUUGGAUAUUCGUAGAACAUUUAUCAUCAUUUUAAAGAAUGUUGUGUAUAUAUUACGUAUGUUCAUUUUAUACAUAAACAUGUUCACCGUUGCCUGUAUAUUACCCAUUCACGACACCAUUUUAUAUCAAAAGCAUUUAAGAGGUGCAAGUGUUCAUUGGUUUUUGAUCAUGUGGAGAUUGAUCAGUUAAUACACGUAAUUUAAAUUUGAUUGACUUAUGAAUCUUUCAACUGAACACGUAUGUUAUUUUGCAUUUUUUGCAAAUGUGCUUAUUAAUAAAUUGGUGUAUGAUUAAAAUAUAAUAAUUAUAAAUGUAUUAAUCUCUACAUUUUCAAUACAAAAAAACCCCAAUUCAUGUGACAUAAGUAAGUUUUUGCUUCCUGAUAAUUAUAAAAACUGUACCUAUAAUAAACAUUUUUAUAAAUCCUUAGUGAGAAAAAACUUAAAGUCCGUUUAUGGUUUAAUUGCCUAAUUAAGUGAUUCUUUUUUGAAGCGCCUGAUGAUAUGGGCUCAGGUUUUGCGAUAUUCAAGUGGGAAGCAUUAAGCAAUUAAUGCGGCAUUCUUGAUCCGAAACGGAAAAUUUAACGGAUUUCGAUUAAAAGUUUACUUUAGUAAGUUUUUUCCCACUAUAAGAAGUAAAAUCGAUGAUGAAAAUUCAAUAUUUUAGAAUAGAAAGAACGAGUUCGCAUUCAUUAAAUUUAAAGCGAUAGGUGAGAAUAAUGUAGUUGAAUAUUUCUGAAAUAAAGAAAUGUACCGUUAUAAUAAA